Polyodon spathula (Mississippi paddlefish) is the source of this 2460-nucleotide messenger RNA. Its product is annotated as homer protein homolog 2-like. Lineage: Eukaryota; Metazoa; Chordata; Actinopteri; Acipenseriformes; Polyodontidae. Gene Ontology annotation, cellular component: dendrite; cytoplasm; postsynaptic density. The transcript is spliced from 9 exons. Gene Ontology annotation, biological process: regulation of store-operated calcium entry; G protein-coupled glutamate receptor signaling pathway. The record is from RefSeq and is a predicted model, not a curated record. Bases 449 to 1513 code for a protein of 354 amino acids. Gene Ontology annotation, molecular function: G protein-coupled glutamate receptor binding.
GGUAAUAUAAGCACAUCAGGGAACGAGGCUAACUAAGGAGAGAGAAAUAAAACAAACUGUACAUUACAAGCUUGCACGUUCCUAGCACGCUCCAAAAACAUUUCUACACUUUUCAGCCAUAUUCAUCAAACAUAUUGCAAAAUGGCUUGGGAAAGCGCGUCUGUGGAGAGAAGCGGGGAGGCUUGAUAAAAGGGAAAUUAAGCUUCUCUGUGCCUGUGUGAGAGCCGAGUGAGUCAGACUCUCAUAUUUCAGCCCUAGCGAUAGUAUUGCUGGCUAGGCUACUUGAAGCUGGGGCCUGAUAUGGACAAAAAGAAGAGCUAAUUAUACCAAAAGGGAGAAUAUUGCAUGUUAAGUUUACAAAUUGCUUUAGCUCUGCCUAAAGAGGACAAGGAAAGUUCGUUUCUGGGAUAAAAUUGGAAGCUGGAGGUUUGUCCAGAAAGUCCGGGAAAUGGGGGAGCAGCCCAUCUUCACCACCAGAGCCCAUGUCUUCCAGAUUGACCCCUCCACCAAGAAGAACUGGGUUCCUGCUAGCAAGCAGGCCGUCACAGUGUCAUACUUCUAUGACAGCACGCGGAACAGCUAUCGGAUUAUCAGUGUCGAUGGCUCCAAGGUCAUCAUUAACAGCACAAUCACACCCAACAUGACCUUCACAAAGACUUCCCAGAAGUUUGGCCAGUGGGCGGACAGCAGAGCGAAUACCGUCUUCGGCCUGGGCUUUUCAUCUGAGCAGCAGCUGGCAAAGUUCGCAGAAAAAUUCCAGGAAGUUAAAGAAGCGGCGAAACUAGCAAAAGACAAAUCUCAAGAGAAAACAGAGGCCUCCAGCAAUCAUUCCCAGGAAUCUGGGCAUGAGACUCCAACCUCCACACAGCCAUCCAGUAUUAAUGGCACCGAUGACGAGAAGGCUUGUCACGCAGGGCCUGUAGAGGCACACCUGAAGAGUGAGAAUGACAGGUUGAAGUCUGCUGUGGCACAGGGCACGACCAACGCUAAGAAAUGGGAGACAGAACUUCAGACCCUGAGGGACAGCAAUGCUCGCCUAAUCGACUCCCUGGAGGAGUCUGCAACUAAUGUAGAACAGUGGAAAAAACAAUUAGCAGCAUGCAAAGAAGAGAGCGAUCAUCUCCGGAUAAAGAUUGCAGAGCUAGAAGCACAGUGCGAAGAAGCAGACCUCCUAAAAGAGAACAAUGCAAAACUGAGCCUGAGAGUGGAAGAGCUGAAGGCUGAUAUUCAAGAGAAAGACCUGCAGCUGGAAAACCUGAGAAAGCAAGCAGAAAUCAUCCCCCAGCUCAUGGAGGAAUGUGAAUCAAUGACUCAGAAACUACAGACUGCUGAAUUGAAAAAUGAAGAGAUGGGGAAGAGAAUGGAAACGCUGCAAGCGGACAUUGGCGAGAGCGAGCUCAAACAGAGCAUGCUGAAGACAGAGCUCAAGCGGUUCAUGGAUGUUCUAGAUGGAAAGAUUGAUGAACUGCACGAGUUCAGACAAGGGCUGUCCAAACUGGGAGUAGAUAACUGACAAGCCACGAGCCAAUCAGGAUUUCAGAAGCAAAACGAACCAUUCAGGGCCUGCGGUUUUUGGUGACACUGCUUCCCACGUAUGUUUCACAAGACAAAACAAAACGUAUGACUAGAAUGUUUCACUUGUGUGCAUCUUCUUUUGUAGAAGUCCUGAGUUCUUUGUGUUUGAAACUAACGUGCUGCGUGUUUGGGGUGUGAUGGACUGGUGGUGGCAGAUUCUGUCUUAGGAAUCUGGGAUGCUUCAAGGUAUAUGCAGUUAAGUUGCAUGGGGGGGGAAAAAUGAGAUCUUUUUUUCUUCGUAAGGGCUGGAGCAACGAUGGGAACCAAGAUUACUGAUCAUAAUCUUUGACACAAUGAAAUCCAUUAUAACCGGCCCCCACAGGAACCUCUUUCUGGUGGACUGCUCUGAGUGAAUAUCACGGUGUUGGAUAUUGUUAGGAGAAAACGAGGUCAAUUCUAAGUCAUUGGCAGCAGUUUAUAUGUUUAUGAUCUCAGGUGAGCUCUAAGACAGUUUCUACUAUGAUAUGCACAUUAACUGCACAGUGUUGCAAAGUGCCUCAGUACUGGAAAAAUACCCUCUCUUCCAGGAGAACGACAGCGUUUUCUAAUACUAAGCGAAGAGAUCUUUUGAUAUUUUUCUCGUUGCCUGAUAGAUGCAGAAUAUUUUUUAUUUUGUUUGAAGGCAGCACACAGUACAGCUCAAAUUUUAUGCCUAAAGCCCCCAAAUGCUUAACGGAUUAUAAUGUGUCAGAGGAAACAUCCCAUUAUAUGUAUGUACAGAGUUGAGAUACUAUAUUAUAUAUCGACAAUUUUAUAUUCUGGUUCCUGGGUUUUUUAAUAGAAGGUCAUUAGCAAUUUUGAGCUAUAUAUUAGGAAAAUAAAUGGAUAAAUAGACUGCCAUGAUGCCUGAAGGUUUAAAUAGAAAAGAAUAGUACAUCAUUAACU